Ogataea philodendri is the source of this 1353-nucleotide messenger RNA. RefSeq lists its product as uncharacterized. Gene Ontology annotation, molecular function: amino acid transmembrane transporter activity. Gene Ontology annotation, biological process: amino acid transmembrane transport. The coding region runs from base 1 to 1353 and encodes 450 amino acids. NCBI's taxonomy places the organism in Eukaryota, Fungi, Ascomycota, Pichiomycetes, Pichiales, Pichiaceae. Gene Ontology annotation, cellular component: endoplasmic reticulum. The record is from RefSeq and is a predicted model, not a curated record. The transcript has a single exon.
AUGGCUCUUGACACCGUCGAGCAGCAGGAACAACGAGAACAGCUUGUUGUGGCCGAGCCGGACUCGCGCACAGAUGUUGACAACGAUCUCCAUUUGAUGAUGACCGAGCACGGGAAAAGCGAUCUACAGGCUGCUUUUUUCAACAUGUCCAACUCGAUUCUCGGAGCUGGAGUGGUUGGAAUACCUCGAGCGUUCAGAAACUCGGGAUUGCUCACCUCGUUGAUCUUGAUGGUGGUUCUGGCCGUGUUGAACGACUGGACGCUGCGGCUGAUCAUCGUCAACACGAAAUUGUCCGGUGCAAAGACUUAUACCGCUUUUGUUAGCCAUGCAUUGGGAGAUCUGGGGAAAGUUGCGAUUUUGCUCGCCCAGGGACUAUUUGGGUUUGGUGGCAACAUUGGGUUUGCUGUGAUCAUCGGUGAUACCAUUCCGCACGUGCUGCGCUCGCUGUUUAGCAGCCAGGUGGCCUCGUCGUCCGCAGUGGACUUUCUCUUGUCGCGCAACACGCUGAUCGUGAUCUGUAUCACGUGCGUCUCGUUCCCGCUGUCGCUCACAAGAGACAUCUCGAAGCUGGCCAAGGCCAGUGGGAUUGCGCUGGCCAGCAUGAGCGUGAUCCUGUCGAUUGUGGUGUUUCGCGGACCCGCCAUGGACGACGAUCUUAAAGGUUCCAUCUCCGGAUCCGGCUGGUUCUUCAAGCCAAACAUUUUCCAGAGCAUCAGUGUCAUCUCUUUUGCCUUGGUGUGCCACCACAACACCACGUUCAUCUACGACUCGAUCCGCAAACCCACGCUCGACCGUUUCAAUCGCGUCACUCACAUCGCGUGUGUUCUGUCCGGAGUGGUGUGCAGCGUGAUGGGUGUGUGUGGCUACCUUACUUUUGGCCCAAAAACCAAAGGAAACAUCCUCAACAACUUCCCGUCCGACGACUGGGUGGUCAACAUAGCUCGGCUGUGUUUCGGACUCAACAUGCUCACCACGUACCCGCUGGAACUGUUUGUUGUGCGUGCUGUUGUGCGCGAUCUGAUGGAGAUCUACGAAAAACGCGAGAUUGGCAACCUCGGCACAAAAUACCACGUUAUCAUCACGGCCGUGCUCGCGGCGGUCCCCAUGGUCGUUGCAUUGUUCACGUGCAACCUUGGCGCGGUGCUUGAACUUGUCGGGGCCACGUCCGCGUCGCUGCUCGCGUUCAUUCUGCCACCAUUAUGUUAUCUCAAAAUGACCAAACAGAAACCGCUGCUCCAGCGGCUCCCCUACUACGCGUGCGUCGUGUUCGGGUUCUGUAUCAUGUUUCUGUCGUCUACACAAACUAUCAUCAGCGCGCUUAAUGAUUCGGGAGACGACCACUGUGUGGCUUGA